Corylus avellana is the source of this 1854-nucleotide messenger RNA. The record is from RefSeq and is a predicted model, not a curated record. NCBI's taxonomy places the organism in Eukaryota, Viridiplantae, Streptophyta, Magnoliopsida, Fagales, Betulaceae.
AUGCCUGAAAUUAAUAUACAGUCUAGAGACAUCGUUCCAGAUUCUUUGCUUAAAGAUUAUAUUGUGUUCAGGAAUCACGAUAUCGAGGGGCAAGUUUCCAAAAGUGAUGGAGAAGAUUCAGGACGAAAGAGAACAAGAAUAGGAGCAUUUCUUGAGCCAGAGGGGCGGCUACUUCGAGGGUGGAAAAUAAUGUUUGCAGUGUCGUGUGUGAUUGCAGUAUCAGUGGAUCCUUUGUUCUUUUACCUUCCUAUCAUCAACAGAGAUGAUAUCAGCACGUUGUUGGAUAAAAGACUACAAAUCAUAGUUUAUAGCUUACGAUCUGUCACUGAUUUGAUUUAUCUUUUGAAUAUCAUUUUGCAAUUUAUUUGUCCUUACAUCGAGAAGGGCUCUCGUAAACUUGGACGAAAAAUUAUAGUUAGAAAUCCUCGGCAAAUAGCAAACCACUACUUCUUCUCGCGCUACUUCGUAAUUGAUGUUCUCGCUAUUCUUCCCCUCCCACAGGUUUCUAUUCCAAUUGGUUUUUCAAAAAUCAGUUAUUCAAACUAUUUGGCCAAAAGGAAGUUCCUGAACACCCUUGUUUUCUUACAAUAUGUACCAAGAGUUCUCCGAAUUUACAUAUCAUGGAUGGAUCUUAGCAAGCCUGACAGCAAACUCUUUAGAAUUGUAUGGGUUAAAGCUGCAUUCAAUUUCUUUCUCUAUAUCCUUUCAAGCCAUGUACUGGGUGCCUUUUGGUACUUACUUUCAAUCCAACGAGAGACGGCUUGCUGGCAUAUAGCUUGGCAUAAAAACCAUGAUCCCUUAUCUAUAAAGGAUUGGUGCUCUGUAGAAACACCAAACACGACCAACUCUAAUUCUAGAACACCAAAAACAGGGCCCUUUGAUUAUGGAAUAUUCCUUCCAGCCAUUCAAUCUGAUAAUUUGGAGACUACAGAUUUUUCACAAAAGCUCGCAUACUGUUUUUGGUGGGGCCUACGAAAUUUGAGUUCUUUUGGUCAAAACCUUCAAACAAGUGUAUAUUUCUGGGAAAACUUCUUCGCAAUUUCUGUUUCAAUCAUUGCCUUGCUACUGUUUUUGUAUUUCAUCGGAAAUGUGCAGACAUAUAGACAGUUGGCAACUGAAAGGUCAGAAGAAAUUAUACAAAGCAUGAAAGUCAAAGAACGAGAAAUAGAUAUAUGGAGAGAUAGAAACAAGCUCCCUAAUAGUAUGAAAGAGGAGAUCAUGGAAAAUGUUCAACGCCUGUUGAAAGAAAUGCAAGAUGUUGAUGUGCAGAAUUUGCUGUCUUAUCUUCCCAUAGAACUUGGAAUGAAGAUUAAGUGUCAUAUCUGCUUGCCUCUGCUAAAGAAAGUGCCACAGCUUCAAGGAAAAAGCGAAAAACUGUUACUAUUGAUCUGCGACUAUCUCAUGCCAGUGCAUUACAACAAGCAUAGCUACAUUGUCCACGCUGGAGAACCUCUUGAUGCGAUGCUCUUCAUAACGCAAGGCAUCAUAUGGAACUUCACGACCAUUAAUGGUGAGAGAAGCGCUGAGUGUAUUGAAGGAGGUAGUUUCUAUGGAGAACAACUUCUAGAAUGGGGGUUGAAUUCCCCCGCGGCCGCCUUACCCAACCUAUCCAACCUCCCAAUCUCUUCCAAAACUGCAAAAACGCAUACAAAAGUUGAAGCCUUUGCUCUAAUGGCCAACGACUUGAGGACUAUAGUUUCCCGGCGUACCGAAGCAGCUUCUACUUUACCGGCAACUGUACAUACAGCUUUCCGACGCCUUUAUGAAAAGAAGAAGAAUGAAAAGUCUCGCCGUUCGGUUGAGGGGAAGAAAAAAAUUGAAAUGUCAUGCUCUUGGUGUUUCAAGACUAGCUAG